ACGACGAAAAGGAAUGAACGAUGAACGAGCUCAGUCGCGUACAGAGACCGCGUGGGUUUAGAUGCUGUAGACGUUAUAAGCGGCCAUUACAGCCUAAUUUUCCAAUAAAAAUAAAUAAUACACAGUAAGGAAUGGUCAAAAUAGCAGUCCCAUUAAGCCACUUCCUUCGCACUACGGCAGCCAUGUUUGUGACGUGACGUUACGCUGAUCGGACGUUCUAAUUUUGAUUGUCGCGCGCGAAAAGUUUCUCCCGAUCGAAUUCCAAGUGAUUUUGUGACCAGUGCGAAAUAAAUGUUCUAAUUUUAAGUGCAAUUUUCAGUUUUAAUAUUAAAACUGGUAAGGAAUAUAUAAUGCUAUAAAAGUAAAAUAGUGGAGCCUUUUGUGAAAAGAACGAUGAAAGUUUUCAAAAAGAAAAUGCGUUUUUCUAUAGCUUUCGUUAAACUGUAAUUUAGUACAUUCUGUGUAUAUAGUUAAAUUUAGUUCUGUUUAUUAGCACCGACGUUGGAGGCCAGAAAGAAAGAUUCUCCAAAAUGUAUCUACAAGGAAAUAGAAAUACCUGCCUAGUGGCGGCGGCACUAAUUAUAUGCGUUCCGGUAAUCAACAGCCAGACAACUGUGGAAUAUAUUGAAACUACAACACUAGAUCAAACUACAGAAAAUUUUGACACUACCACAGAAUUUAUAGAACAAACAAAAAUGAAAGAAAGUACUUUAAACACAUAUAAUGUCAGGCAAUCACGAAGUCAAAGCAGUGAACGUGUAGACAAUAAAGCAUUAGAAAAAGAGCAGGCUGCAUCACAAGAAUCAGUUAACACUAAAACAGUCAAUAUUGAUGCAAUGAAACCAGAAAGCGCCUCAAAACUAGUUUUAUCUCCAGAACUGAAUCCAAUAAACGUAAACAAGAUAGCAAAAAGUGUAUUAAGACAACCGACAAAACAUAUGGUAAAAGAAUUAAAUGAUGAAGAUUUGCAAAAGAUAAAAAAGGUUAUAAAGAAAUCCGAACAAAAAGCGCAUGUUAGAUAUGACGAAGCGACGGGUGAGUUGAUUGAUGGGCCUCAUCCGUGCCAAAGAGAGUGCAAAGAAGGAGAGGAGCCGAUGAUAUGCUACUACAUGUUUCAUCUAGAAUGGUAUCAGACCAUGAGCAAGGCUUGCUUUGACUGCCCUUUCAACGAAACUGAUUGUCAGAGACUCGAUUGUAUUCCGGCAGAUGGCAUGAACAGACCUCUCAACGUUAUUAAUCGGAAGAUGCCUGGACCCGCAAUUGAGGUGUGCCAACAUGACAGAGUAAUAGUAGAUGUGGAGAACGAUCUGAUGACGGAGGGCACAACGGUACAUUGGCACGGUCAGCAUCAACGCGGGACACCUUACAUGGACGGAACUCCUUAUGUCACUCAAUGUCCUAUCAUACCUGAUACUACCUUCAGGUACCAGUUCAACGCGUCACACGAUGGCACCCACUUCUGGCACUCCCAUUCCGGCAUGCAGCGAGCGGAUGGCGCCGCAGGCGCCUUCAUCAUCAGGCGCCCGAAGUCCCAGGAUCCGCAUGGCGCCCUAUAUGAUUAUGAUAGAUCGGAGCACGUAAUGAUAGUAACGGACUGGAUCCAUGAGCUGUCCGUGGGCAUGUUCACGGACCACCACCACUCUAAAGGGGACAAUAAGCCCCCCACCCUUCUCAUCAAUGGCGUGGGGCGGUUUAAGGUGUUCAACGAGACCCUUAAGCCGUUCUAUAUGAAGACGGCGAGGUUUAAUGUGGAACAGGGCUACAAGUACCGUUUUCGCGUGAUAAACGCGGAGUUCCUGAACUGCCCCAUCGAGAUGUCGGUCGACGGACACAAUAUCACGGUCAUCGCUUCCGAUGGCUACGACCUGGAACCUAUCACUGCAACAUCACUGGUGACGUACGCUGGGGAGCGCUAUGACUUCAUCCUAGAAGCUAACAACGAGAUAGAUAACUACUGGAUACGUUUCCGAGGCCUCAUGGAUUGUGACGAAUUAUUCACAAAAGCAAAGCAGGUGGCAGUCCUACACUAUGAAGGGGCUAUGGAAUCAGAGCCCCCCGGAGACCCAACAUGGGAGGAGCUGCAUAACGAAGGACUGCAACUGAACGCACUUAACAAAGGAGAAGAGGAGAAUGAAACCAUCAGCGUCGCAGAAAUGAGGAGUCUUGCUGGCUAUGAUGACAGUUUGAAGGAGAUUCCUGACUACCAGUUCUACGUGGCUUAUGACUUCUACGCGAAGAACAACUCACACUUUCACAAGUCACCUUAUUAUGGAUAUUAUCAAGUGCCACACCCGAGUAAUCGUCUCUACACGCCACAGCUUAACCACAUCAGCAUGAAGAUGCCCUCAAGCCCUCUCCUCAUCGACAGACCAGCUCCUGACAACUUCUGCAACAUGUCCAGCGUUGAUGACGAGUGCAGAGAAGGCUACUGUGAAUGCCCCCACGUUCUUUCCGUCAAACUGAAUUCUGUCGUUGAAAUCGUCAUACUUGACGAAGGAAUCACAUUUGAUGCUAAUCAUCCUUUCCAUUUACAUGGACAUAGCUUCAGAGUAGUAGGUUUGAGAAGAUUGGGAAAGGAUACUACUAUUGAAGAAGUCAAGGCUUGGGAUGAAGCGGGACUUUUGAAACGUAACCUUAAGAACGCACCCAUAAAAGAUACCGUCACUGUCCCUGAUGGGGGAUACACAGUCAUCAGAUUCAAAGCAGACAAUCCAGGGUACUGGCUUUUCCAUUGUCACAUAGAGUUCCAUGUUGAAAUAGGUAUGGCGCUAGUUUUCAAAGUAGGUGAACAUAAGGAUAUGCCUCCUGUACCGACUAACUUCCCUAGAUGUGGGAAUUAUAUGCCUGAUAAUAUGAUCGAACAUGAUACGACUCCUAAACCUAAUAAUGAUAAUCAUAUAUCCAUAACGCAAUGGUGGCCAGUCAUAUAUAUGAACGGAACCACUUCGUCUGCAACAAGUAUAUUGAGUAGUUUAACAACGAUUUUAGUCAGUACGGGAUUACUAUUUUUUAAAUUUUAUUUGACGUAAGUUAUAACAGUAUUAUCUAAGAAAACAGUGCAAUGUAUACUAUGAUAUAAGCUUAUAUGACUUUUAAAACCGAAUUUGUACUUACUGAAUGUAUGUUUUAUAGAAGCCCUAUUAUUGAAGUAUUACUUCUUAACGUCUUAUGUUGCGUUUUACAGUACUUACACAUAUUUAUUGUAAACUACAGUUUAAGGAAAACAUGUAGCUAUAAGUACGUCCACACCAGUUUAUUAUAUCUUAAAGUUUAUAAGUAUUCGUUGAAUAUAAAAAGUUUUGGUUGGUGCCUACAACAAUAAAAUUAAUGCAAUGGUGACAAAUGUAUUUUAGGAAUGUAUUUUGUAUUGUUUGAGAUUACACCUGCCUAAGGCAUGCUGGACAUACCUUGAUGACUUACGAGACGAGUAUAUACAAAGUAGUAUAGUGACAAAAAUCUGGACGCACAAAAUACGUUUUGUAUAGGUGGACUGGAGGUUAAGUCACGCACACAAGAACAAAUCAUGUAACGACACUGAGAUUUUGAAAUUAGUGUUCUUUUUCGUAACGACAGCAAAUUGAACAGCCAACUAUAAGAUAGACUAAAAUGUUUCUUCAAGUUUUUUAGCAAAACCCCGUGCGCUUAAGUCACAUUCAAUACAGUUUUUGCGAUAGUCCGCUGUAGCUGUGUGUGUACUCAUUCAACUCCUCUCUCCUGGCGAUAUCUACGAGAUUAGCAAUGUAAAUAAUUUGCCCGUCACAGAGUCACGUUCAGGGGGUGGGUGGUCAAACCCGAUAACUCGAGCAAAAGGGUUUUUGAAAUUGGAACUUUAAGAGACCUACGUGGAGAUCUAAUUUGAAUGAAAAAAUAUUUUGAUUUAUCGAGUUUGACCUCCUAGCCCUGGCAUUGUGAUAGUUAAGGUUAUUUGCUUGUCAAUCGCUAAUUAGGUGAAGAACCUAAGUAAUCUAGGUAGGCAGCUGUUCGACCACGCACGAGAAAGCGACUAGCGAUCGAUUACUCGACAUUCAGCUGAAGUGUUAGUUACUGCUGAUUCCGCGUAAAUCAAAGACAUGCAUAAUAUAUAAUUCGUUCAUCGUUGAAUGGUCAUACGGGCGAGUAAGAGAAAGCCACAGUGAUAAAUUGCUCAUCGCUACAAGCUUCUUGCUGAUCUCUGCCCGUCAAGCAGCUGCCUAAAACUUGCCAAGUACAGUGAACGAAUAAAGUUUUGUUUCCUGUAGUAUCAAAUCGAUCAAAUAUACUCUUGAUAAGGUUUUUGCUGGUGAUAUGUGAUAUUAUUAGGUACCUAGUUGGAUAGUUAAUGAAAGUAUAAUAUGUUAUAACAUAACUAUGAGUUAUAAAAUGUAAAAUAUAAACAGUUCAAACUUUGA
Molecule: messenger RNA, 4388 nt
Organism: Cydia pomonella (codling moth)
Lineage: Eukaryota; Metazoa; Arthropoda; Insecta; Lepidoptera; Tortricidae
Exons: 11
Coding region: 531-3029 (832 amino acids)
Biological process (GO): iron ion transport
Cellular component (GO): plasma membrane
Molecular function (GO): oxidoreductase activity; copper ion binding
Source: RefSeq, a predicted model, not a curated record